UUUAUUCGUUUGAGGAACGCUUCUGUGGCGAGGCGAACUCGGGAGCGCGCGGUUAAGUGCCCAUGUGUCUUUGAAAUUUAAAAAUGGAAGCGAAAUUAAAAAACUUCAAGGAUUCGAUGACGUUGCAAGAUUGUGAGAAGACCAACCUGACCACACCGUUUUCAAUCAACGAUAUUUUAACCAAAGAGAAUGAAAAGUGUGAUUUUGAAAAUGGAAUUUUCUGUCAGGAUUCAAACUUUGGCGCGAAGAUGAGUUUUAUGGGCAAAGCGGGCGGUUGUUACGGCAAGGAGGAGGGGUUUGGGAAGAAGGAGACUUUGGAGAAAGAACUGAAGUAUUAUGACGAGUGUGGCGGGUACAGGGACUACAGUGACGACGGCGCUCUGGACAUGUCACGGAAAAACCAGUACGCAGUCACAGAAUUGUCAGAUGACUACGACUCUCGCUCAUCCAACACAGGGUCCCCCGGACGUCGCAACUCUCCCAGCUCGGACAUCGGCUACAAGCCCUUCAACCUCCACUACGAACCUCGGAAAUGCUCCACUCCUCCACCCUCUGGAGACCCGAGACUUCUCACCCCACCUAACUUCUCCAUGACGGAAUACAAUCAAAAUGGCGGACGGAAAAAGCGAUCUCGAGCAGCCUUCUCCCAUGCUCAAGUCUACGAGCUCGAAAGGCGAUUUAGCCAACAGCGAUACCUGUCAGGGCCAGAAAGAGCUGAUCUAGCCGUAAGUCUAAAACUGACAGAGACACAAGUCAAGAUAUGGUUUCAAAACAGAAGAUAUAAGACUAAACGGAAGCAGUUACAGAUGCAGGAGAACGGAAUGUUGGCUGCGGCGGCCGCGGCGGCGAACCAUGCGAGGAAGGUCGCGGUCAAAGUGCUAGUCAACAACAAUGGACAACCGACCUUACCUGAUAUGAAAUACCCAACACCAAUGUUGGGAAAAGCUAUAAAUCCAGCACUGUUCGCCCCGCCUUUACUUGAAGGGUCGCCGAUUUUAAAGCAUUUUGCGGGAGUAUACGGCGUAGAUUUCACGAAAAAUCCUGAGUACAAAGCUUUACUUCAAGAAUCUUACAAUCAAGCUGUAUUGCAGUCACUUUAUGGCCCACAUUUAGGUGUAAACUAUUCUAAUUUACCACUAUCGUAUAUGUACUAUCCCGGUCAUCCUGCUUUCGGCAUGCCUAUACCCUGCGACCUAGAUAGAAGCCAGAGCGAAUCUAGAGCAGACAGUCUAAAAGAGACAGGUGAGCCGGCUGAAAAGAAUAAAGAAAAGACAAUCGAAAAAUGUAAAACCAUAGACAUCAAUGAGAACAGUAACGAAAGUAUGGCCAGUAAUAUUGAAGUAGAGAAUUGAAAUUUGAAAAAAGAAUAACAUCUAUCUAAAUAAUUGGCGUUGAAUUAAAGAAAACAUGUAGUUUGACAUUUGAAUUCCACUGUUGUAUUGAUUAAUUUAAUUUAAGUUUAAAGACUUUUGUUGCAAUGAUAUAAAACCAAAGGCAGCUAGAUUUAGCCAAAGAUUUUCAUUUAGCUAGUAGAAUGUUACUUUAUAUUAGUUAAUGACUGUAAAUAUUAUAAGCGGUUGAGUAAGUGUUCGUAGUUUAUUAUGCAUCUCGUCGGCACGUUUUGUAAAUAGUACAAAGUUAGAAAGUCAAAUAAAGGUGCAAU
This is a messenger RNA of Plodia interpunctella (Indianmeal moth), 1663 nucleotides long. Its product is annotated as homeobox protein Nkx-3.2-like. Gene Ontology annotation, molecular function: DNA-binding transcription factor activity, RNA polymerase II-specific; RNA polymerase II cis-regulatory region sequence-specific DNA binding. The transcript is spliced from 2 exons. The record is from RefSeq and is a predicted model, not a curated record. Bases 84 to 1352 code for a protein of 422 amino acids. Gene Ontology annotation, cellular component: nucleus. NCBI's taxonomy places the organism in Eukaryota, Metazoa, Arthropoda, Insecta, Lepidoptera, Pyralidae. Gene Ontology annotation, biological process: cell differentiation; regulation of transcription by RNA polymerase II.